ACAGCUAGCUAACGUUAGCUAGGUUAGAGGGGGUUAUUUGACGAAUGUGCGUAAGUUAAAGUGGCCAAUAAUUUAAAUGAAGGAGUCGCGCUAAGCAUAGGUGUCUAGAGGUCAUAUGGUAACUUUGUGUAUGAGAAUAUCUCAUUUUGUUUGGCAAGGGUCAGUGAUUUACUCUGAAAACGGAAAGGAUUCUAUCAACAUAAUGCUAGUGAGGCUGCUGAGAUGAACCCAGUAAAUGCCACCAGUCUUUACCUGUCUGCCUGUCGGUCAGUGCUGCAGUGUGACGCGGGGGACCCUGAGACAUAUGUUGAGCUUUACAGAGUUCUUCCUUUUUUUAGGGAUUCUCUCUCCUGCCUUGUGUGUGGGAAUUUGCUUCAGGAUCCCAUAGCGCCCAACACUUGCCAGCACUAUGUCUGCAAAGCCUGCAAAGGUAAAAAGAUGACAAUAAAGCCGGCUUGCAGCUGGUGCAAAGACUAUGACCAAUUUACAGAGAACAAACAGCUGGGCAUCCUGGUGGAGUGCUACAGAAAGCUCUGUGAGUACAUCUCCGAGUCGCCCUUGGUGGAGCAGAUCGCCAGCACCGCAGGCGGCUCACCGGAAAUCAUGUUCAUGCUGGAGGACGUCCUGGGAAUGAAACUGGAGCAGGAGAGCCCUGGUGUCCUGGACAUUCCCAGCCUGAUGCUGCCUCUGUCUUCAGCUGCGUCUGAGGGCCUCCCCCCCACCUCUCAGCUUGCUGAGCAGGCUGCAUCCUCACUGGAUGCCGAGGGGGCAGUGAAGGAGGAGCCGCUUGACCAUGCUAUUCAAGAUAACCACGCCAAAGCAGCAACAGCAGGAGCUGUUGUGGAGGUUUCGAGUUCAGUAUUGCCUGUGAACAUGGACGUUGUCACUGUACAGGAAUCCCCAGUUCCCAGAGAGCCCAGUUCGGGGACCUUCAGCAGUUUUAGUGACUCAAAACACAGCCACGAGCCUGUUUUAUUCAGUGUUGACGAGGCGCUGGAGAGCCUUGAGUCGGGCUGUCUAGAUGAGGACCUUCACGACGGGCUGCAGCGGGACCUGCUGAUGUCCGUCGGCCUGGCAUCGGGUCUGAGCGAGCCUCGGACCUCAUCACAACAGGACUCUCGGACGCUCACGUCCAGUCACUCCCAGAAACCACCGUCUGGAAUCUCCUGCUCGGCUGCAACGCCAAGAACGGCCCGGCUUCACCGCAAACGCUCCCACUCGGAGAGCGACAGCGAGAAGGUCAAGCCACUGCCUAUCGCCAGCUUUAUUGAAGAACCCCCUGUUGCAUCUCCAGCCCCUCUUACAGUAACACAUGAACCAAAUGACACUGUUCAGCCCUUUGCAAAAAUCCCCAGCGAUCGAGUGCUCCAAGUCAACAAGGCACUUCUGGACACCACUAAGAACAUACAGCAAAAUCUCGGGCAGAGCGUCAAGAACAUCUGCACCACGAAGACCACCAAAACAAAUAGGCCCAAGGACAAGACGAAGGACAGGCCUCUCUCUGGUAGUGUUACGUCAGGGAACUCAACCAAAGUUUACAAGAAGGCCAAGGAGAAGAAAGGCUGCAAGUGUGGCCGGGCCACACAAAAUCCAAGUGUUCUUACCUGCCGUGGCCAACGCUGUCCCUGUUACUCCACUCGCAAAGCCUGCUUGGACUGCAUAUGCCGAGGCUGCCAGAACUCCUACAUGGCUAAUGGUGAGAAGAAGUUAGAAGCGUUUGCUGUGCCAGAGAAGGCACUCGAGCAGACUCGGUUGACGCUGGGCAUCAACUACACGAGCAUAGCUGUCAGGAACGUUGGAGCGAAUGCAGGUGUGCUCAGUCUUUCAGCUGACUCGCCCAUAACGUCUUUUCUUGUUGCCAGCUCCCAUGAUGGAUCACAACAUCGAAAGAAAAUUUAAGGGUGGUGUUUUGAGACUUACAUUGCAGUGAUAAAGACUCCUAAGGCAGCUAUGUUAUUGUGCUAGAUUGUCUUAAAUGAAAGUUUGCCAAAACAACUGCCUUGAAAAAAGUAUGGCUCCAAACACAGCAUCUAGUUUUAAACACAGUUUGUAGUUUGCAGUCACAAAGAACAUUGACUAGAUUACUGUGUGUCAUGUUUUGUGAGUAAUUAUAUGUGAAUCAGGUUCUUGGGGCACAAGUUUAUGUGAGGAGAUGGCAAUAUUUUGCAGAUAGGGCAGCAUAUGUUCUGUCUUUUGGCUGACACAUAGAUGUAUUUCUAAAUGAAGUCCAAAGUAAAACCUGUAGUAAUGUCCUAAUAUGACUUGCUUAUCAUCAAUAUGUUUUUCUUGGACAAAUGUCCGAAGUCAAAUACUUUCACCACAAAGCUUGUCGUGUGUGUUCAGAGGAGUUGUCGGUUUUAGAAGUGCAAAACCUCUUUAUGAAUUAAAGUUACAAUUUACCUUCCUCAUUCAUAGGUUCUGCACAUCAUCCUGUAAAGAUCCCCUAACCAUUAGCUGGCUUGUUGACUUGCUGCUCAAGGAAUGAGCACCAUUCUGACUUUUUUAUUUUUAAUCAUUAUUUUUUAUUAUUUAAAAGCUGAGCACUUCACAUGACCAUUAAUACAGCACUUAGUUUGAUUAGUUAUGCUCUUAGAUUUACUAUAGGCAUCAACACCGAUGGCAUCAACACUGACUUGUAGUCUCAUUACUCUCACCUUGUAUGGAAUCAUCAGGAUGGAAAAUGACAUUUUUGGUGGAAGUUAGUUGUUGUCUGAAUUAACUUAAACAUUACUUAACUGUAACCUCCCUUUGUGAGCUAUUUAUUUCUCCAGGACACCAUACAGGAGAUUGAGAACCUUAUGAUUUGACUUGAAGUCUUUCCUCUGAGGUGCCAUCUUCCUGUAUUUUUGUCCCUUACCAUGGUACAACCCUCUCUCUUUAAACAAAGAAUGAAUCAACUCUGUUCAUUCAAAUCCAAAUCCAUUUUUCAUCACAAUUCAUUUUUUAAAAACUCUUCAAUCAAGGGUCUUCAGGAAGUUAUGGAUCAGUGCUUAAACUGUAGCAUGAAAUUAUAUAAUAUAUUGAAUCAGCCUGAUCUGCUUCCAAGAGCACUCAGAAUUCCACAAUAAGAUGAUGUUUAAGAACAUGUUCAGGUAGUGUUGUUGAAUAAGCCAUAAAAGGUUAAAUGACUUGAUUUACUGUGUUGCUGAAAGUCAAAUUAUUAUUUUUCAUAAACCAUAAGAAGGCUCCCGUGAAUCCAUUCCCCUAUCAGCAGUACCCUUUCAACCCCCCAGUUCCUUGCACCAUACAUACCUCAGCAUGUUGUUUUGUUAUUAUUUACAUUGAUGUAUUUGUACUGUGGUUUGCUAUUUACCUGACCAAAACACAGUUGAAUCACUUAAAAAGGAAGAGAAACGACUCUUUCUGUUUACUGCCACAUUGUGCUGUAUCAACAUGUUUCUUUGCAGUGGAUGCAAUGCGUCAUUUAUUAUGAUAAAAAUGAUUUUAAAUACUUGAUAACACUAUUACUAGGACUCUUACCAAAUAUUGAAACAAAGUCUGUAUCAUGAAACACAGUAGUACAAACAUAGGCUGUUUGACUUGCUGUAGAAUGUAUCAGUUUGUUGAAUUUCUUUGUUUAUUUUUUGUGUUUUGUCAUGUUUUGAGCCUUGGUUGUUUACAUGAAAUGUGUUUGGUUUCUAGAUGUUUUUUUGUGUUUCCAGUUAAUGCGGGUUAAUUCACUGCCACAUUUGGAAAAUUGUAAUACAACAAUAAACAAUAGUUUUUUA
Messenger RNA from Alosa alosa (allis shad), 3728 nucleotides. RefSeq names its product E3 ubiquitin-protein ligase MSL2-like. Bases 223 to 1899 code for a protein of 558 amino acids. The transcript is spliced from 3 exons. Gene Ontology annotation, cellular component: MSL complex. The record is from RefSeq and is a predicted model, not a curated record. NCBI's taxonomy places the organism in Eukaryota, Metazoa, Chordata, Actinopteri, Clupeiformes, Clupeidae. Gene Ontology annotation, molecular function: ubiquitin protein ligase activity.